This is a messenger RNA of Stylonychia lemnae, 1683 nucleotides long. Lineage: Eukaryota; Ciliophora; Spirotrichea; Sporadotrichida; Oxytrichidae. The record is from the annotation of a GenBank genome assembly.
AUGAACGGAAAAGGAAAAACUGCAGAGGGUGAUGGAUUGACUCCUUAAGAAGAAUAUGUAGAUUUACAAAGAAAAUAUAAAAAUAUUGAAAACGAUAGAAAGACUUAUAAUGACGAGACUCAAGCCUAACUUAAAAAGCAAAAAAAUAUGAUUGAAAAACUUCAAAAAGAAAACUAGUUACUGAAAGAAGAACUUCAAUCAUAAAACAAUCAUUUGGCAAAGAGCAAGACUACACAGCAAUCUCAGAAGAAUAUAACAGAUAUUGCCGAAGAGAUUAAGUAAAUCAAAGAAAGAAUUGAGGAAGAGAAGCGAUCUCAAGAUGAAAUGGAUGAAGAUAUACAAACUCUCUAACAAGAAAUCAUAGACUAAAAGAGAAAAUAAAAGGGAGUUAAUGGAACUUAGGAGAGACAUUCGUAAUUAGGAAAGUAAAUUAAGAUUCUAGAAAAUAGAUUAGAUAAGGCGAACUAGAAAUUCAAUGAAGCAAUAGCUCACAACAAGUAGUUAAGAGAGUCAAUCGAUAGUUUAAGAAGGGAAAGAGUAAUUUUCGAUAACAUCUACAGAAAGCUAGAGAAGGAAUUACACAACAAAAGAAAAGAUAUGGCAAACAUUAUAGAAAUCGCGAAUAGUGCUUAUGAGGAAAGAGAUAGAGCAUAAGAAAAACUUGCUAUGUUAAUUUAGUAAGCUGAGAGAGAAAAGACUGAGUUUGAAAAGGAAAUGCAAUAAGUCAGUAAUCUUAUUGAAAAGGAUAAGCAGAUGAGAGACUUAAUGAAAUUAAAGGAAACUGAGAAGAGCGAGCUUGAAAGAAUAACACUGAAUAAAUCUGAAGCAAUUCUAGGUAACAGUGCUGCUUUUGAUGAAAAGAGAAAAUCUAAAAUGAUGUGGAGUGCAUAAAAGGAUAAGAUUUAAACAACAGUUACUCUUGAGAAGGCUGAGUCGUACGAAGAAGCUUUUGCCAAAAUUGAAGCUGCAACUGGUAUUCAUGAUAUCGAUGUACUAGUAAAAAACUUCAUCUAGGCUGAAGAGAAAAAUUUUGCACUUUUCAAAUUUGUCAAUGAAUUGAGCAAUGAAAUUGAAAAUCUUGAGCAAUAGAUCAAUGAAAUGUCAAUUGAAAUUGAAAGAAAUAGAGGCUAAGGAUCUAGCACAGAUCAUCAGAGAAAGAAGGCACUGAAAGAUUUAGAAGAAAAACUAUCAAAAACAGAGAUGAAGGCAGAGCAAUUAGGUCUUGAAUACGGAUAGGCUCAAACAAAGGUUAAUUCUAUUAAGUCAAGCAUUGAAAACAUAUUCAAUGUUAUUCAGUGCGAUCAAAAAGCUCACCAAGAGUUGUUAGGAACAUAAGGAGUUACAGAGUCAAAUAUGAUGACUUAUAUGGGUAUAAUUGAAUAGAGAAUUAAUGAGAUUCUUUAAUGCUAUGCCUACAUUUAACAAUAGAGAUAAUUUGAUAACAAUGAUCUAGAUGGAAACAAUGAAGCAUUUAACUUUGGCGGAGUUGGUCCAAACGUAGCUCCAACACAUGGGCCACUUAGAAUUGAGCCACCGUCUUUUGGAGAGGAACUCUCAGAUGAUGAUUUAAGUGAUGAAGCGAGUGAAAAGCCCUUAGGUAUCGAAGAGUUCAAGCAGAGAGUAGAGAAUAGCAAAAGAAAUGAAAACAAGAAGAAGAAAAAUAAAACUGGCCUUAAGAGAUGA